This is a messenger RNA of Echinostoma caproni, 483 nucleotides long. Lineage: Eukaryota; Metazoa; Platyhelminthes; Trematoda; Plagiorchiida; Echinostomatidae. The record is from the annotation of a GenBank genome assembly.
AUGGAGCAGUCAGUAAAUGCGGGGGUUCCAUUUAUUUUCAUUGAAAUGGACAAAUUCAAAGAUGCUUAUAUAGAAAAUGAAGAAGAACCUUUAUGGAUUUACGCAUACGGUUCAUUAAUUUUUCAUCCUUCUUUUGACCCGGCUGAACGAAAAAUUGGUUAUGUAAGCAAUGUUCGGCGAGAAUUUUCUCACGCGAGCUAUCGUUUUGGAGUUGCUGAUUGGCCCGGAAGAGUGGCGACUCUUGUUCACCAUAAUGGACGACGUACAUGGGGCGUUGGAUACAAGAUUACGGGAAGAGAUAAAAAACAAAACGCAUUUGAAAUGCUGUCAGAAAGAGAAAUUGCUCAGGGUUAUGCUAUUGGAAUGUUAGAUUUUAUUGAUGCUGUGAGUGGUGAAAAAGUGGAAGCGGCAGUGUAUGUCACCGCCCUAGACUCUAAUUUAUCUUUAAUGGAUGAUCCCUUGGAUAUCCAGGUAAGUAAAUGA